AUCUGUUGACUGUCAUCCGCCGCCAUUGUUUACCGGUGAUAAUAAGGCAUCAACAAAAUUGCGUUUUUUAUCGCUUCUAAUCUAAAUAUAACUAGAUAUUUCUAGUGUUAUUCUUUGAUCUUGUGGUGAUAUAUCUUUUAAAAUGUCUAUCGGUGUCCCUAUUAAAGUAUUACACGAAGCAGAAGGUCAUGUAGUGACUCUCGAAACAAAUACCGGUGAAGUUUAUCGCGGGAAAUUAAUUGAAGCUGAAGAUAACAUGAAUUGCCAAAUGACGCAGAUCACGGUUACAUUUAGAGAUGGUAAAGUGGGUCAGUUAGAAAAUGUAUACAUCAGAGGGUCCAAGAUCCGCUUCCUAAUAUUACCAGACAUGUUGAAGAAUGCCCCGAUGUUUAAACGACAAGGGAACAAACCUACCGCAGGACGCGGUAAAAGCGCUAUAUUAAGAGCACAAGCGGCUGGUCGAGGUAGAGCUGGCGGUAGGGGUGGGGGGCAUCGUGGAGGCUGGCAAGGAGGCUCCGGGCCUUCGAGACGAUAGUCGUAGUCAAUAAGUUUAAUAAUUUCCUCUCUGAUAUACUCCAGUUUGACUAUUACUAUAUUAAUUACAGAUAAACUGCAAACAAUUUUUUUUUGUUCCAGUGAUGCUAAAACGUAAUUUAUUAAAAUUAUAAAAUUUAAAACCAUUUGUCUUGAUAUUUGACAAUAACAGAUUUCAUUUGUUAUCAUUUAACCUGUGUUUUUCGAAGUACAAUUUAUUAUAAGAAUGGUAGAAUUGAAUUUGGUUUUCUUUAUUUUAUUUUAUGAAAUUUCAAAUAUUCUAAACAUUAAGAACCUUGAAAUUGAUAAUAAAAGACUCAUUUGUUGUCUUCUCUUUUUGUAAUUAAACCUGUCAGUCUUGUCUUGAUCAGAACCAAAUGGUUUUUAAGAGAGCGAGACGUGUGUUUUCUUUAUUUACUUUAAGCAAAUAAAUAUGAAUAAUUCUCUAUUUUGAAACAGUAUUUGAGGUAAAAUUCUAAGUAGGUAAUUGUCAGUGAAGUACAAAGGUAUGCUUGACCUACCCGGGUCGAUAUACUGCUGACUUCCACAACGUUGCCAGUGAGAGUCUUGUGGACCACAAAACCGACGCCACCUUGGGAAAGUCCAUCACCUCCACUGAAGUUGAGCAAGUGCCCGGAGUCCAGGAUCAUCGUAUCCUCACACUCUCUUCGGACAUAAACCCCAGUAUGCUCCAAUUAAUGUGACUCAGUUCUCCUUUAAGUUCGGUAAGGUGAUGGUCAUUAUAUGUAGCCAGGUGUAGUUUCGAGUGGCAUCAUUGAGGUCUAAAGUAGCAAGACUCGACCAUAAUUAUAUAUAUUAACUAAAAAUGAUGAUGCAGUGGCGCCUAGAACGCUAAUUCUUGUAUAAAAGAUUUCUAACACCAAAGCACUGAGUCAAACUGAGAUGGGUUUGUAAGAUUAUAGUGUAAUUAUAUGUACUGUGUUGCAGUAUUGAGUAGGUAUGUCAUAUGUGCGACUUGUGAUAAUGGUAAGGAACAAUAAAAUGUCUCAAUACAAAAAA
This is a messenger RNA of Melitaea cinxia (Glanville fritillary), 1554 nucleotides long. RefSeq names its product small nuclear ribonucleoprotein Sm D3 (gene SmD3). The record is from RefSeq and is a predicted model, not a curated record. Gene Ontology annotation, biological process: RNA processing; spliceosomal snRNP assembly. Gene Ontology annotation, cellular component: U4 snRNP; precatalytic spliceosome; U12-type spliceosomal complex. The coding region runs from base 143 to 535 and encodes 130 amino acids. NCBI's taxonomy places the organism in Eukaryota, Metazoa, Arthropoda, Insecta, Lepidoptera, Nymphalidae. Gene Ontology annotation, molecular function: RNA binding. The transcript is spliced from 2 exons.